CUCACACCCAAGCAACAGGAAAUGCCGGAUGGCUCAGCUGUGGUGACGACAGGUUAAAAGAAAGUAACACAUCCAUGAGUAACGUUACAGCUCGGAGCUGCAUUUUGUUUUCUGUUUUCCGUUAAAGCACCGCGAUGGCUGGCACCGCGCUAAAGAGACUCAUGGCCGAGUACAAACAGCUGACCCUGAACCCACCAGAGGGGAUUGUAGCAGGUCCGGCCAAUGAGGAGAACUUCUUCGAAUGGGAGGCUCUCAUCAUGGGUCCCCAGGACACGUGUUUUGAAGGUGGAGUGUUUCCGGCCGUCCUCAGCUUCCCGUCCGACUAUCCUCUCAGUCCUCCCAAGAUGAGGUUCACCUGCGACAUGUUCCACCCCAACAUCUACCCAGACGGCCGUGUGUGCAUCUCCAUCCUCCACGCCCCCGGAGACGACCCCAUGGGCUACGAGAGCAGCGCCGAGAGAUGGAGCCCCGUCCAGAGCGUGGAGAAGAUCCUGCUGUCUGUCGUUAGCAUGUUAGCAGAGCCGAACGAUGAAAGCGGAGCUAACGUAGACGCGUCUAAAAUGUGGCGCGAGGACCGAGAGCAGUUCUACAAACUCGCCCAGAAGAUCGUACGCAAGUCGCUGGGCCUCUAGAGAUGAUGUCAUCACCCCGCGCCGCCCGGCGUGGCGCUCUGUGUGUGCGUGUCUUCUCCUCUUUUCUUUUUCUUUUUCACUCUGAGAACAAACGUGCAGCGACGGCGAAGGUCUGAGCCACACACAGGGCGCCGCCCGCGGAAACGUUUGGAUCCACUCAGAAUCCAACAGUUACUAAACUUUAAAUCUACCGAAAGUCGACAGAAGAAGAAGAAACCGGCCAAUCGCUCCACACCGACAGCAGCGAGAUGUCUUCAUGUCACUACCAAUUAAAAGUGGAGAUAUUUAAAUAUGCAAAGUAAAACUCGUCUUCAUCACA
Perca flavescens (yellow perch) is the source of this 951-nucleotide messenger RNA. RefSeq names its product ubiquitin-conjugating enzyme E2G 2 (UBC7 homolog, yeast) (gene ube2g2). The record is from RefSeq and is a predicted model, not a curated record. The transcript has 6 exons. Bases 135 to 632 code for a protein of 165 amino acids. NCBI's taxonomy places the organism in Eukaryota, Metazoa, Chordata, Actinopteri, Perciformes, Percidae.